UCUCCAGAUGAAACACAACUAAUAUUAACUAAACUGCCUCAAUUAUGGCUCCAAAAACGUUGGAAGAAAUUCUCAAGGAAUUGGGAUGGGAUAGCGGCUUCCGUGUUCCCGUCUCCAAUGAGGAGAACCGUCUUCUCGAAGAGGAAGUGGCCAGGCUGACGUUGCAGAAGCUGAACGUCGUCAGCAAGCAUACCGCAUUAGAAGGCCGGGUCGAGGCUUUGAAGAACCACUACAAGUUCAUCAACCAGGAAAUCGAUCAAACACAGAAGCUGAUAACCACUCACAAGCAACAGCUGGACAGCGAGAACAACCGCUACGUGGACACCAGACAGGAGAAGAAGAACUGCGAGAAUGACAUCAAAAACACCCUCAAAAAAAUCGAAGAGGCCGAAAAGAAGGUGGAAGUACAGAAGUCGCAGAUCGAAAGAAACCUGAUGAAAAUGGAGAAGCUGAAGGCGGAAACCGAUUGGGACGAGGCCGCCCUGAACGCCUGGGACGACGCCCUGAAGAAACGCGACGAGGACAACGAGCUAAUAAAAAAGUUCUCCGAAGAGGACGAAAGAAAGUACAACGAAUUGGAGAGCCGAAGGCAGAUACUCCAGGUGGAGCACAUGGCGAGGAGCGAGGCCAUCGCCAAAAUGGUGUGCGACAUACAGAACUACGAACUCGUCAUGGAACGAACUGGAAAAAUGAUAAAACAGCAAGUAAUAGAACGAAAUUCGUUUAUAAACCAGUGGAAGGACACGAUAAAAAUACUCCAGCAAAGAGACGCGGACAUAGCGAAGUCCCAGGAGAAGCUAAUCACCAUUCAGGAGGUGAUAGACAAACAAAACGAAGCCCUCCUGGAACAACAGAAGUUUCUAGAGCACGAAAAAAGCAACAAUAGAGCCCUAAUGCUAGAGCUGCAAGAUCUAAGCGCUCAAUUCUCUAAACUCAAAAAGGACUAUCUCAAUUCCCAGUUAGAGAUACAAAGAAUGGGUCCCGAGGUUCAUGCUUUAAAAACUUCAGUGGCGGUAACUUCAAAACAACUAGAAAAUGAACGUGUAAAAAACAAGCAGCUGGACCAAUUUAUCGCCGACAAGGACAUGAAAAUCAUUAAACUAAGUAACGAUUUAAGAAUUCUUACGCAGAAAGCUGAAGAAAUGCUACAAAAUCAAAGUGGCUCAGCUGAAAGAGUUGCCAAUCUGGAUAAAUUAUACCUAAUUGAGCAAGAACAGGAGGAGUUAAUAUUUCAAGAAUGUGAGAAGCUACAAGAUCAAUUGUAUCGCAACCAAAUGAAAUUGAAGGUCGAAGAAGACUCAAUCAUAAGUGUCCGAAAUGAAAUAAAGAGCUUGAAGAACAUGAUCAGCCAAAACAAGAAAAGAAUAUUAUUAUUACAAAAGCAUUUGGAUAAAAAUAUUGAAACGGCGUACGACUUUGACUUCCGAAUAGGACUGUUGGAGAAAGAGUUGUACGAAACGGAGGAAACACAUUAUGACGACGACUAUGAGGAAAAAGAAGGUCGUAUUAUAGAACUAGAUGCCGAAUUGACACAACUUAACGAGACGAGCAAUUUCCUUCAAGACCAAAUAACUAAAAUCCACGACGAAAUGCGACGUUUAUCCACUGCGAUGGCUUUAGAUAAAAAGGAACUUGAAAAGCUAAAGGAGAAGUUGGAAUACCAAAUGAUUUUUUGCGACAUUGGCCAAAAGCAAUUAUCCACUGUACAACAAAGUGUCCAAGAAAAGCACGUCGAAGAAAACAUUAUAAGAUUGCAAGUGGCAAACAUUGAGAAAAACGUCAAAAAAGAAGAUAACAGCAUCCUGACAUUGCAAAGAAUUAGAUUGGCUUUAGACCAGGCUGUAAAAGAAAGACAAGUGGAAAUUAACGCCACCAAAACAAUACUCUCCGCCAAACUAAGAAGUAUUGAUGAAGAAAAACGUCAGUUAAAGGCCGAAAUUGCCCAACGAAACAACAAAUUAGAUAUUCUACAGAAAAGAUAUCAUGUCUUCCUGAUGAGCUUAGGAAAGGAUGAGGAGGGUAAUCCAGUUUCCGUAGCCCACAUCAAGGUUAAGGUAGCACAGGAGAAGUUCUUUUUGCGGCAAGAAGGUGACGAUUUGGAUACCAAAAUUCAAACUGCGGAGAAAGAAAUUGUCGCCAUGGAAAACACUUUGAAGCUGGUGAACGUCUCCAAUGAUAAUUUUAAAGUUAGCUUGGCUGCAGUGAAACCUGAUGGAGAAGAAAUGCUUGCCCUUAAGGCCAUAGAAGACGACAUAAUUAAUGCUGGAUUUAAGUUAAAAGAAUCCAAGGCAAUUCUAUCUCGAAAAAAGAAGCAGUUUAAAGAAAUCAGAGAAAUUUUUGAUGACGCACUUAAGAAGAAACAACUAGAAAAAGAAAUACUUAUCCAAAUUGAACAAGAAUUUAGAUCGAUAAGGCGACAAGAGCAAGACAAACAAGAAAAAUUAGAAAGAGCAGAACUUCAUUUAAACAAAUUACGAAAGUCUCUUUCCAACGUGAACACUGAAAGAUUCGACCGAGACUUUGUUAUACGAAGAAUGAAGGACGCCAACAACACCGUUUUAUACGAAUUGGCGAAGCUGAAUGUCAAAUUUCAAGUCCUGUCGCCAAAAAUCGUUUAUUACAUCUCAGAAUACGGUUUGCAGUUACCAAGACCUGAUAAGUCGCCUUCAGUUAGCUCAAAUGGUUCGUUCACACUUUAUACAUCAUCAUCAGCCACAUCAUCAACUACUUCAACGUUGGCUACCUAUGGUAAACCAAAGUCUGACUCUUCUGAGUCAGCAUCUCUGAAUAAAGUCACACUUUCACUGAACUUUUAAAAGGAAAUAAUGCAUAUUUAUUGUUUUCCUUAGAUGUCUUAGAUAAAUUAUCACCCAAUGUAAUAAUAAAACUUUAAAAUUAAUAUAUAUUUAUUUAUUA
Molecule: messenger RNA, 2916 nt
Organism: Aethina tumida (small hive beetle)
Lineage: Eukaryota; Metazoa; Arthropoda; Insecta; Coleoptera; Nitidulidae
Gene: Ccdc39
Product: coiled-coil domain-containing protein 39
Exons: 11
Coding region: 45-2816 (923 amino acids)
Biological process (GO): cilium movement; cilium-dependent cell motility; inner dynein arm assembly
Cellular component (GO): axoneme
Source: RefSeq, a predicted model, not a curated record